AGAGGAAGAGGAGGAAGAGCAGGGGGAAGAGGAGGGCCAGAGGAAGAGCAGGAGCAGCCCCGAGCCCACGCGGUUGCCCCGCUGCGGCCGCGGCUCGCCCGCAUCCGCCGGCAUCGCCCCCCCGGCAGCCGCAGAGCAGGAGCCGAGCAUGGAGAGCAGGGAGGACAAAUCCCCGCGGCCGAAGCCGGCGGCAGAGGCCGUGGGGAGCGGCUGCGCGGCGCGGGAAGGCGGCGGGGAGGAAAAGCCCCGGAGAUGCCUCAGCAGGAGGGGCUGCAAAGGCAGAGCGCGGGGAGGCGAGGGGGAAAGAGCCGGGCCGGGCCGGGGAGGCGGCCGGAGCUCGGAGCUGGGGGUGCCUGAGCAGCCCCAGGGUGGGGAGAAGCCCCACACGUGCUCGCAGUGCGGGAAGAGCUUCAGGUGGAGAUCCUCCCUGAUCCGCCACUGCAGGAUCCACACGGGAGAACGUCCCUACGAGUGCGGGGAGUGCGGGAAGAGCUUCAACACCAGCUCGUACCUGGUUGUCCACCAGCGCGUCCACAGCGGGGAGAGACCCUACGAGUGCGGGCUGUGUGGGAAGAGCUUCAUGCUGAGCUCUCACCUCAUUGUCCACCAGAGGAAUCACACCGGGGAGAGGCCCUACGAGUGCGACAAAUGCAAGAAGAGGUUUCAGACCAGCUCCACUCUGCUCAGUCACCAGCGCAUCCACACCGAGGAGAGGCCCUUCCGCUGCCCCGACUGCGGGAAGGGGUUCAGGGAGAAAUCCACCCUGGUCACCCACCGGCGCACCCACACCGGGGAGAGGCCCUACGUGUGCGGGCUGUGCGGGAAGAGCUUCAACACCAGCUCCUACCUGAUGGUGCACCAGAGGAUGCACAGCGGGGAGAGACCCUACGAGUGCGGGCAGUGCGGGAAGAGCUUCACCCGCAGCUCGCAGCUGAUCGUGCACUACCGGAGCCACACCGGGGAGCGGCCCUACGAGUGUCCCCAGUGUGGGAAGGGCUUCACCUGUAGCUCCAACCUGAUCGUCCACCAGAGGAGCCACACGGAGGAGAGGCCCUACGAGUGUGAUCAGUGCAAGGAGAGGUUUCAGAGCAUCGGGGAUCUCGUCGUGCACCAGCGUUCUCACACGGAGGAGAAACCCUUCCGCUGUCCUGACUGCGGGCAGGGCUUUGAGCACAACUCCAGCCUCAACGAGCAUCAGUGCACCCACGCUGGGGAGAGCCCCUGCGAGUGUGGGGAGUGUGGGAAGAGCUCGAGUGAGGGCUCCAGCCUGGUUGUCCACCAGAGGAACCACAUUGGGGAGAGGCCCUACGAGUGCGAUCAGUGCCAGAAGAGGUUUUACACCAGCUCCGCUCUGCUCAGCCACCAGCGCACUCACACCGAGGAGAGGCCCUUCGUGUGCCCCGAGUGCGGGCAGGGCUUCAGGCACAACUCGGCGCUCGUCAUCCACCAGCGCAUCCACACCGGGGAGAGGCCCUACGAGUGCGAGCAGUGCUGGAAGAGUUUCCACUCCACGUCCGAUCUCCUCCUGCACCAGCGCAUCCACACGGACGAGAGGCCCUUCCGCUGCCCCGAUUGCGGGGUGGGCUUCAAGCACAACUCCAGCCUCGUCAAGCACCGGCGCAUCCACACCGGGGAGAAGCCCUACGAGUGCUGGCAGUGCGGGAAGAGCUUCAGCACGACCUUCAGCCUGAUUGUCCACCACAGGAUCCACACGGGAGAGCGGCCCUACGAGUGUGGGCAGUGCGGGAAGAGCUUCAGCCAGAGCUCCGGGCUGAUCGCCCACCAGAGGAUCCACACCGGGGAGCGGCCCUACCAGUGCGGGCAGUGUGGGAAGAGCUUCACGCAGAGCUGUAACUUGACCAAGCACCAGCGCAUCCACACGGACGAGAGGCCCUUCCGCUGCCCCGAUUGUGGAAUGGGCUUCAAGCACAACUCCAGCCUCGUCAAGCACCGGCGCAUCCACACCGGGGAGAAGCCCUACGAGUGCUGGCAGUGCGGCAAGAGCUUCAGCACGACCUUCAGCCUGAUUGUGCACCACAGGAUCCACACGGGAGAGCGGCCCUACGAGUGUGGGCAGUGCGGGAAGAGCUUCAGCCAGAGCUCCGGGCUGAUCGCCCACCAGAGGAUCCACACCGGGGAGCGGCCCUACCAGUGCGGGCAGUGUGGGAAGAGCUUCACGCAGAAUGGGAAGAUCCUCCUGCACCAGCGCAUCCACACGGACGAGAGGCCCUUCCGCUGCCCCGAUUGCGGGGUGGGCUUCAAGCACAACUCCAGCCUCGUCAAGCACCGGCGCAUCCACACCGGGGAGAAGCCCUACGAGUGCUGGCAGUGCGGGAAGAGCUUCAGCACGACCUUCAGCCUGAUUGUGCACCACAGGAUCCACACGGGAGAGCGGCCCUACGAGUGUGGGCAGUGCGGGAAGAGCUUCAGCCAGAGCUCCGGGCUGAUCGCCCACCAGAGGAUCCACACCGGGGAGCGGCCCUACCAGUGUGGGCAGUGUGGGAAGAGCUUCACGCAGAGCUGCAACUUGACCAAACACCAGUGCAGCCAGCACUGCGGGCCGCCCAGAACGCAGGAAGAGCUCCGUGCGCUGAUCCAGCUGCCUCCCAUGUGGGAGAAUCCACGCUGGAUGAUCCCCAGGGAGCCCCGGUGAUCCCUGGUGCUGCUGAUCACUCUUGGGAAGACCCCUGCCUGGGGGCUCCACGUGGCUCCCCGUGGCCUAGAUUUUGUCUUAAUUUCUCUUUGCUCUUUCCAAACACCCAAAUCUGGCGUUGAAAAUAAAGAUGUUGAAUAAGACAA
Molecule: messenger RNA, 2799 nt
Organism: Passer domesticus (house sparrow)
Lineage: Eukaryota; Metazoa; Chordata; Aves; Passeriformes; Passeridae
Product: zinc finger protein 271-like
Exons: 5
Coding region: 149-2653 (834 amino acids)
Biological process (GO): regulation of transcription by RNA polymerase II
Cellular component (GO): nucleus
Molecular function (GO): RNA polymerase II cis-regulatory region sequence-specific DNA binding; DNA-binding transcription factor activity, RNA polymerase II-specific
Source: RefSeq, a predicted model, not a curated record